Messenger RNA from Nematostella vectensis (starlet sea anemone), 1794 nucleotides. Its product is annotated as platelet-activating factor acetylhydrolase IB subunit alpha1. The record is from RefSeq and is a predicted model, not a curated record. Lineage: Eukaryota; Metazoa; Cnidaria; Anthozoa; Actiniaria; Edwardsiidae. Bases 337 to 984 code for a protein of 215 amino acids. The transcript has 6 exons.
UGAUACCGUGGGCGCAACUCAUUCAUCCUUUCCCUCUGGCUCUUUGGUGAUAUUGCCUUUGGACUUUGGGCAUAUGUCGCCAAAUUUUGUCUUUAUUAUUACAUUUACAAUAGCCAUAUACUGGAUUCUACGACGCUACAUACUCUUGUAAACGUUGGUUUUGCAAACAACUCAAAACUGCUGGUAAUCGGCCACAACAGCUCUAUCCCUACGUGGCAUAUUUGGCCUAAGGGUCCAUGUUUCAACCAAGAAAUAGCCCUUUUCUCUACAAAAAACAUGGGUGAUUAACAAUUUCAACUGAGGAGCUGCUGUUUUCUUGGUUGGUCUGGAGUAAAAAUGAGUAAUUCUGCAGCUAUAGCAACUCCAGUAAAAGAUGUGCAAGGAGACAGGAGAUGGAUGAGUAUGCAUGAACGUUUUCUUCGUGAAGGGAAAGACUCUGCAUGCCAAGUUCUGUUUGUGGGAGAUUCACUGAUUUUUCACAUGCAUGAUACACAGGAAUGGGAGGAGUAUUUUAAGCCUCUUCGUGUCCUUAAUUUUGGUAUUGGUGGGGAUCGUACUGAAAACACGCUUUGGAGACUGCAGAAUGGUGAGCUCUCUUCUAUUGAACCAAAGGUGGUUGUUUUGUUGGUGGGGACCAAUAACCAUGGUUGUACAGCUGAGCAAAUUGUGGAAGGGAUUGAAUGCAUUGUUUGGACCAUCCAUGAGCUAGUACCAGAUGCUAAAGUUCUUGUUCUGGGCCUCUUGCCAAGAGGUGAAAAGCCUAACCCUAUCCGUGAAAGGCACUUUGAAGUAAACCACGCCCUAAAAGAUAUCAUACCAGCUAUCCCAGGGGCGACCUUCCUUGAUGCUGACCCUGGUUUUGUGAGGUCAGAUGGUAUGAUUGACCACACCGACAUGGCAGACUAUCUCCACCUCACUAGAAAGGGUUAUAAACGCUUUAUGAAGAGAAUCCAUGAAGUAGUCCUAAAGCUACUAAAAUAUUGAAUUAUAUAGAUUGUUCAAUGCUGCAGUCUUAUUAGUACCAUUUUAGGGCCAUAGCCACAAAUUCUAUGGCUGAGGUCAAAUCCCUUUUCCUAAAGGCUACAGUGUUCAAAGAAUUGUCUCUUUUUUUCUUUCAUCUGUCCUCAAUAAUCCAAGGGAAAUGUCACAGUGUUCUUGUAUCAUGAGCAAAAAGUCCUACUAGUAUUUCAAACAACCAAAAUGCAGAAUUUAUUAUAAUCCACUAAGUGUGACUUAGUAUAUAGACUUAGACUAAUAGUUAUGACUGCAGCAACAGAAUGCUUUGUACCAAGAAAUACUAAAUUAUUAUUAUCAUUAUUAAUAGUUGUUACUGAAGUGGCAAUGCCAAUGGCCAGGUUGAAUUCAGCACCUUCCUUUGGGAGCUUUCAUAUUUUUAGGUCAAAGAUUGUAGAUUAUUCAAUUCUAGGAAUGUAUGACUCCCCUAAACCAAGAUGUACAAAAGAUGCUUCCAUUAUACCUUCUGAAGUUUUAUUUUAUCCAACUCUUGCAAAAUUCAUUUUGGAGUUGAAAUAGUUGUAAAAAAAAGUUUUAAAGUUGUAAUUAAUGAAUUGGAUUUUAAUUAUAUUCAUUUUUGAAGUUGAAAUUAAUGUAUUGGAUUAUUAUCCCACACUUGUUAAAAAUAAAUAGGCAAUUAGUUGUUAUAUAAUGUGCAUAAAUAUAGUACCCUGAAAUCAAAUAAUGUAUUAAUUUUUUCGUUUACAAUCUGUGAAUGACCUUGUUACAGACAAAUAGCCCCUCUUACCUGAAAAAUAAAAUAAAGACUCAAACACGACA